AUGACUAGCACAGGCGCACCAGGUGGAGGACAAAGUGCUGGAUACGGUGGACAGGCACCGCACCGAUCUUACGAAGAAAGAGCCGUUGCUCGAGAACAAAUGAUGAAUAAUAUUCGCGAAACCUCCCAGCAGGACCGCCGGGUCUACGUCGGCAACCUCUCGUACGAUGUCAAGUGGCACCAUCUCAAGGACUUCAUGAGACAGGGUGAGGCUUUCAAUGCCGCGGAAUGCAGUAUUGUGGAAUAUGCUACUCGGGAGCAAGCCCAAGCGGCUGUUGCCACGCUCAGCAACCAGAACCUCAUGGGUCGUCUAGUCUACGUGCGUGAGGACCGAGAAGCCGAGCCUCGUUUCAUCGGAGCAACUGGCGGAAACCGCGGCGGCUUCGGCGGCGGCGGCCAAGGUGGUGGUAUGCCCGGUGGCUUCAAUCCUGGAUACGGCGGCGGCGCACCUGGUGGUGGUGCUGGAGGUGGCGGCCGUCAGAUCUAUGUGGCCAACCUUCCUUUCAAUGUUGGCUGGCAGGAUUUGAAGGACUUGUUCCGUCAAGCAGCCCGAAACGGCGCCGUGAUUCGAGCUGAUGUACACAUCGGACCUGAUGGUCGCCCCAAGGGCUCUGGCAUUGUUGUCUUUGAGAGCCCAGAGGAUGCCCGCAGCGCCAUUCAGCAGUUCAAUGGCUAUGACUGGCAAGGCCGUGCUAUUGAAGUCCGCGAGGACCGCUAUGCCGGCAGCGGACCUGGCAUGGGCUUCGGUGGCCGAGGUGGUUAUGGCGGUGGUAUGCGCGGAGGAUUUGGAGGAGGAUUUGGAGGCCGCGGUGGUUUUGGCGGAGGGCGUGGAGGUUUCGGAGGCGGCUUUGGUCGUGGAGGCUUCGGUGGGGGUGCUCCUGGCGGCCCAGGUUUCGAGCCUCCUGCCAGCUCCGUCCCUCCUAACCCUUUCACUGACUUUGCUACCGCCGGCACCGAGAGGGGAGAAAUCAUCUACGUUCGAAACUUACCCUGGUCGACCAGCAACGACGACCUGGUUGAGCUGUUCACCACGAUCGGAAAGGUCGAGCAAGCUGAGAUCCAGUACGAGCCUAGCGGUCGUUCUCGUGGUACUGGUGUGGUUCGAUUCGAUUCCGCCGAGACUGCGGAGACUGCCAUUGCCAAGUUUCAAGGCUACCAGUAUGGUGGCCGCCCUCUCAACCUGAGCUUUGUGAAGUAUCUGAACCAGGGCGGAAACGACGUCAUGGACACAGACCCCCAUGGCGGAUUGACCCAGGAUCAGAUCAUGUAA
Fusarium musae is the source of this 1269-nucleotide messenger RNA. RefSeq lists its product as uncharacterized. The coding region runs from base 1 to 1269 and encodes 422 amino acids. The transcript has 6 exons. The record is from RefSeq and is a predicted model, not a curated record. Gene Ontology annotation, cellular component: nucleus; cytoplasm. Gene Ontology annotation, molecular function: mRNA binding. Lineage: Eukaryota; Fungi; Ascomycota; Sordariomycetes; Hypocreales; Nectriaceae.